Messenger RNA from Cladophialophora carrionii CBS 160.54, 1671 nucleotides. RefSeq lists its product as uncharacterized. Gene Ontology annotation, biological process: transmembrane transport. The record is from RefSeq and is a predicted model, not a curated record. The transcript is spliced from 5 exons. The coding region runs from base 1 to 1671 and encodes 556 amino acids. NCBI's taxonomy places the organism in Eukaryota, Fungi, Ascomycota, Eurotiomycetes, Chaetothyriales, Herpotrichiellaceae. Gene Ontology annotation, molecular function: transmembrane transporter activity.
AUGGGACUCGGAGUCCUUGAGGAUAACAAGCUUCCGCACGUACCGGGCACUGUUUUGCUGAACGACGAGGCUGCGCAUGCCGAAGCUCAAACAGCAAAUCUCAAGCAUGGAACCGGCAAAAACUCCCACAUCGUGCUGUCCCCACAGCCGAGUGAUGAUCCCAACGACCCGCUUAACUGGUCGCUCUUGAAGAAAGAGGCCAUCAUCUGGAUCCUCUGUCUCGGUGCAAUGUUGAAUGCUGCCACCAACGGACCGUUUCUGAACGCCUCGUACUUCGCUAUCUCUGAGCUCAUCAACACUGAUCUCACAACCACCGUGAUGGUGUCCGGCUACAAUAUUCUCGCAGCUGGCUGUGCUGGCCCAUUCGUCUGUGCGUUCAGUCGUCGAUAUGGGAAGCGACCUGUAUUCCUGGUAUCCACGCUUUUUUGCAUUGUUGGUACCGCCAUUGGAGAGGCGAAAGCGAGCUACAACUACCUACUGGCAGCUCGGAUCGUCCAGGGGUUUUCCACCAGCGCAUUCGAAUCUUUGAUUGUAGCAGCCGUUGGAGAUCUCUUCUGCGUGCACCAACGAGGCCUCCGGAUUUCGACUAUCAAUUUCAUCCUGAACUCUGCCUCGAGCCUGGCUUCGAUCAUUUGUGGUCAAGUGUACAACGAUCUUGGUCUCCUCUGGCUAUUCCACCUGUUCCAAAUUUUCCUGGUCAUCCAAUUCGUGCUUAUGUUCUUAUUCGUUCCGGAGACCACAUAUCGCCGUGAAUCGAUAUAUGAUACCGACAUCGUGAAGGUCGAAACCUUUGAGCAAAUCGACAAAGCACAGGAAGAGCACCGUGAACACGCCAUUGCCGUCAAGGAACUGAACGAACCUUCGGCACACAACUCCCAUAUCCCACCGAAGAAGACGUUCGUCCAGGAACUCAAAGUGUACAACGGGAUAUUCUCGCAGGACAGCAUCAUCAAGUGGAUCUUCGGAAUGUUCCUUACUCUCCUGAAUCCGGCGGGAUGCUAUUCGAUCAUUGUCUCCGGUUUGCUCUGUGCUUGGUAUGUCGGCUCGGCAAUCAUCCUUGCUGGGAUCUUCGCUGGCCCGCCUUGGUCAUUCGAUGCCGCUCAAAUUGGAUACCUUGGGACCGGACCUUUCGUCGGCGGCAUGAUCGGUUCCCUUUUCGUGGCGCUGGCAGGAGACAAGGUUAUGAAGUGGAUGACAAUCAAGAACAAGGGAACCUACGAACCCGAGUUUCGACUAGUCUUCAUGCUCCCAUGUGCCGUGUUCUCUGGCUUCGGCAUGUUCUUCUUUGGCUACACCAUGGCUCACGGCUCCAAUGCGAUUCUCUGUGCGUUCUGCCAGGGGAUGAUGAUGGUCGGCGUCCUCAUUGGCGUGUGGUCCACGAUGUCCUAUGGUUUGGAUGCUUUCCGCAGCCAGAGUAACGAGAUGUUUGUAAUGAACAUGCUCUUCAAGAACUUCAUGUUUUACGGCCUGUCAAACUUCGCCAAUAACUGGGUCGCCGCUAAAGGACCCGAGGAGAUAAUGUUUACUUUUGGCGGGACAACUUUGGCAAUGUGCGUUCUAGCCAUUCCCGUGUACAUAUACGGCAAGAAGCUUCGAAGCUGGUGGACCAGACACGACUUGUUCGUCAAGUUCAAGAUGCAGGCGACUGGACCGGAGAGCCACAUGGGUUGA